AUGCCUGAAAGUAUUAAUCUAAUGCCAUUUGUCUGUAAAUGGUAUUCUCAUUCAGAACCACAACAUUUUAAAACCCAGGAGGAACUUAGAAAUCACAUUUAUAAACACAUUAAGUCAUGCAACAGAUCAUUUCUAGGUUAUAUAUGUCCGUGGAAAGGUUGCAAUAAGCAUCAAAGUAGUAUUAUUGAAUUAGAAGAACAUUUAUGUAGACAUACUCGACAAAGACCAUUCAAGUGCCCAAUUUGCACUGGCUUGCGAUUUUGUUCUCUUGAUGCGCUAAACCGACAUUUGAUUUUCAACCAUAAUGAUAACUUUGUGGACCCUGAUAGCGGUGGAGAUACAUGUGAUGAAAAUGAAGAAUUAAAUUUAGCACAAGUCAAAGAUAAAAAUGAUGUUCAUGUGAAGAAAGAAGGCCACAAAGAUGAAGCUACUGCUUAUACUAAAGGAAAAGACAAUAAUAUCGCAAAAUUAUCAUACCGUGAUGUUCUCAUUAAAGAUAGAAAUAAAGAGACAGAGGGUUUUAUGAAAACACAUCAACAGGCUGUGCAGGUUGUUAAAAGUAAUGUCUACGAAAAUAAAGAGGCAGAGGAUUUUAUGGAAAGACGUCUACAAAAUGAUCGGGCUAUGCAGGAAUUAUUGUAUAAGGCAAGGGUAGCUAUGUCAUUAUUACCAAAAGAAUAUAAAGAAUAUGAAAAAUAUGAUUUGGAAAAUCACGAUAAUUUACCUGAUAUGCCACAAGAAGAAUUGACCGAGGUUCAAGAGAACCAACUUAUUUGGGAGACAUUCUGUGAAUCCUACAAAGGUACAAAAGCUGGUGAAUAUUUUAGUGAAGCCUUUGAAAUCUGGAAAAAGGAUAUUGGUUACCCUGCAUAUACUAAUUAA
Messenger RNA from Rhizophagus irregularis DAOM 181602=DAOM 197198, 882 nucleotides. The record is from RefSeq and is a predicted model, not a curated record. Lineage: Eukaryota; Fungi; Glomeromycota; Glomeromycetes; Glomerales; Glomeraceae.